AUGUCCGUCCGAAUGCGCACCAAGGCCGACACGGCGGCGGCUGAUGCGCCAACCAUCUCCUCAAAUUCACCGCCGAUAGACACCACCGCCGGCACCGCCAGCGCCGGCACAUCACCCAAGGAGCCUCCUCCCGAGAAGCCCGCAGACACCAAGCGGCGUUCUCUCGUCAUUCUCUCCUUCUGGCUCAUCAUACUCUGCCUGGGUCUCCCAAUAUGGUGGAAGACUACCACGAUAUACCGGGCCAAUCUGCCCCUGGACGAGAUGAUGGAAUGGGCCGACGGCAAGGCUUGCCGUCCUGUCUUUCCGCUGCGCAUAUCGAUCCAGGCCAGCCAGCUACAAGAACAGGAGGCUCAGAACCUCUUGCGGCUCACUCAGCACGCUCUCGACGACCUAAAUGACUUUUCAGGACACCACCUACGGCUGCAAUUGUCGCCCCGCCAGGGCGAUGAUGCUGCCCACCAUGACGAUGUUGCCCUGACGGUGCGGCUGACUCCGGGCGAGGCUACCACAUCUUCUCUACACCCAUAUUCCCCCUAUCUCGACAUCACAUAUCCGCCAAACUCAAUACCUUCCGCCGCCUCCGCCUCGUCAUCACUUGCAACCUACGUAGCUACCCAGCUGCGCACGACAUUUGCUGAAGAGCAGGCCAUCAUCUCCUACCUGCUUUCCACCUCUUCCGCCCAGACCGACCAGAGACAACCGAGCAUUUCCCCGGAUGCUGCCGAGAGUGUUGCGAAGCGGACAACGCGCUCUCUUAAAUACUCCCCGACCUACCAUCUCACCUUUUCCCUCUUCACGAGUGGACCCGCGCCUAGCAGCUGGGAUAUCGAGGCAGCCGUGGCAGAGUAUAUGAAACCGGUCCUGGAUGUACUUGGCCCUAUUCACAACUUCACAAUUGAUACCCAGGUCCAACUCUAUGCACAGCCGGGAGUUGGAACCAAUGUCCUAAGCAAGGAUGACUUGUCAUCAUUCAUCAAUGCGGCAGAGUGGCCCCUAUCACCUUCCAUUGGCGGGGCUCCGACAGUCAAUUUCAUUGUCUUUGUCGGCAACCAGACCAUUGGCUUCGAUAUCAGGCCGUCCGAUGAUGACCCUAACGUCGUAGUUGUGUCUGGCACAUCACAGUCCUGGUUGAUCCCGCAAUGGGGCACAGUCUACCUCCUUCCCAUGGACUACGAUAAAACCCACGUGCCGGUGUCGGAUCUCAAACAACCGCUGCUUACCUUCACCAACCACCUGCUCUCACUCUUGGGCACCCCUUCAUCAGGAUCUCUCCCGUUGCGUCUUGGCACAUUGUCCCGUGUGCGAUCUGCAGAUCUCCUUCUCCGAGCCUCCAGCACUCUAGGGUCUCUUGCCCGGCUCUCGCUUGCCCUACCUUCCAUCAGCAUUCCGUCAUCUGUGGCUGACGGAGUCUCGACCACGAUGCAGCAUCUGCGCAUGGCUUGCGAUUCUUUGGGCGGCUCGGAUGGGCUAGCCCAUGCGCUCAUCGCGGAAGCAGAAGCUGAACGCGCCUUCUUCGAGAAGAGCAUGGUUGGACAACUCUAUUUCCCAGACGAGCACAAGAUUGCCGUGUACCUGCCCUUGUUAGGACCCGUGGGUGUCCCCCUAGUAAUGGGACUGCUGAAUGAAUUGAAAGCAUGGAGGAAACGCAGGAAGGCAGCUGGAGAAGCCAAGUAA
Phaeoacremonium minimum UCRPA7 is the source of this 1674-nucleotide messenger RNA. Its product is annotated as putative phosphatidylinositol-glycan biosynthesis class s protein. The coding region runs from base 1 to 1674 and encodes 557 amino acids. The transcript is spliced from 2 exons. Gene Ontology annotation, biological process: attachment of GPI anchor to protein. Gene Ontology annotation, cellular component: GPI-anchor transamidase complex. The record is from RefSeq and is a predicted model, not a curated record. NCBI's taxonomy places the organism in Eukaryota, Fungi, Ascomycota, Sordariomycetes, Togniniales, Togniniaceae.